CUUCAUUGCAGGAGUUGUUACUAUAGAAGACUAGAAGUAAGAUGGCAAAUAAAAAGAUUAUUGCUGUGAUUCUGCUCCUGGAAAUAUUUCUUGUAGGAGUAGUAACGGGCCAGCAAAAUAUCAUCAAUUUGAAAAAUGGAGCUUAUUCGAAUCUACUCAUCGCAAUCGACAAGACUGUGACUGAAGAUCUCAGCAUCAUUGACAACAUCAAAACGAUGUUUACAUCAGCAUCUGAGCGUCUCUACCUUGCCAGCAAGCAGCACGUCUACUGGAAGCACAUCAAGAUACUGGUACCUAACACUUGGUCCAUCCAGAGCGGGUAUCAAUUUGCUCGAACCGAAACGCUGGAGUCGGCCAACAUUAUCGUGCACAACUUUCCUGAUGACGAGCCGUUUGUCGAUAACUAUGCAGGAUGUGGGAAAGAAGGAAAGUGGAUGCACAUGACGCCGGACUAUAUUCUAAGCGAGACGUACCGAGAAGACAAGUUUGGUUCCACAGACAACGUGUUAGUUCGAAGUUGGAGCUAUCUACGUUGGGGGUUAUUCAAGGAGCACUAUGAUGGUAAGGGCGUUGGUGCCCCUGCCUAUGACUCACCUGGUGUAGGUACUGAAGGGACCCGCUGUUCUCUCAAGAUCAACGGAGGUGUUAAGAAUGCUAAAGGAACUCCAUGCCAAAGUAAUCCUAACGGUGGUUAUGAUUCCGAUUGCCGCUUCAUUCCUGAUAAUAAAGAACAAACUGCAACCGCUUCAUUGUUAUUCGGAACGAAUUAUGCUCAUAUACAUUCGAUAAAGGAGUUUUGUAGUGACGAUCAAUCAGAUCCAAAUAACUUACACAAUCCAGAAGCACCAAACUUGAUGAAUAUUAAAUGCAGUGGUGACAGUGCUUGGAAGGUAAUGACAGAGCGAACAACAGACUUCACAGCAGGUAUCCAACCUGUCUCAAACACCACUCCUACAUUCGAUGUCAUCCAGCUAUCUACAAUCAGAAGUGUAGUACUUGUGCUCGACAUUAGUGGUAGUAUGAGCGGAAACAGGUUUGACAGGAUGAUCCAAUCAUCUACUGACUACAUCAUGAAUGUUAUUCCAGACGGAAGCAAGCUUGGAAUCGUAGUCUUCGACACUGCAUCUGAAAUCAGAGCGAAUCUCAUCGAUGUUACUGACAAGGCCUCGAGACAAAGUCUCGUCAAUGCCUUGCCUCCAUCCACUAAAAGCUCUACGUGUAUUGGAUGUGGAAUACUGUCGGGCAUUCAGGUACUGGGAUCAUACGCGCAAGGUGGAUACAUCGUACUCCUCAGUGAUGGCGGAGAGAAUGUUUCUCCAUUAAUCGGCGAUACGUAUGCCGAGAUUGAGAGCUCAGGAGUUAUAAUUGACACCAUCACCAUAAGCAACUCAGCUGACCAGCAGCUGGAAGAUCUUUCCACCAUGACUUCUGGUAUCUCGACCUUCUGUUCUGAUAUAGGAACUGGGACAUGUCUCAUCCAGGCUUUCCAGAGCACUAUAACUGAGAGACCUGGUGUUGGUGUUGGGACUGUUCCCAUACAGAUCUACAGUUCCGAGAUCGUCAUCGAAAGAUAUCCUGGUCUUGAAGUCGUUCCGGUAAUCAUCGAUGCCGCAUUGGGUAACGAGACGGUGAUCACUGUGAUAUGGACCACGAGUUCGUCGAUAUCGGUCGUAGUCACUGGACCAGACGGUACUCGCAUUGAUGAAUAUGAUCAACGUUAUAAUAUUGAUACCAACACGAAGAUUGUAACGAUCAACCUACCGCUAGCGCAGCCUGGUAGAUGGAAUGUUACGAUACACAACACCGGAGUAGCUACCGAGUACGCUAGUGUUGCAGUAACAUCUAAACCAAGCACGGAGGAAUACAAGCCAGUCACAGUCACUGUUCUACUAGGAUCACGUGAGGUGGACUUUUCUCACACUCCAGCACUAGCUAUCUAUACUCAGGUUCAACAAGAUUACCAACCUGUUCUCAAUGCUGACGUCACAGCUAUCAUUUCAGACGCCUCUUCCUCCACGACCACGAUGAUACUGCUUGAUAACGGAUCAGGCUCAGACUUAUUCAAAGACGAUGGUACGUAUUCAGGGUUCUUUCUAAACUUCGCUUCUAAUGGCAGAUAUAACGUCAAGGUCAAUGUCCUCGGCUAUGACGACGUAAUCGAAGUCGCAGAGAAGGGAAGAAGCAGACGAUCAGCUCAAGUUGAGGUGGAGACCGAAGCAGAGCCAUCUUUUAUGCGUACAGCAUCGGGAGGAGUCUUCAAAGUCCAGAGCUACACUCCAAACGCUCCCGAUACCCUACCACCUUCUCGUAUCCAGGACCUGGUGUAUACAUCUUUCUCCUAUGACAACAGCACGGUGACCCUCACCUGGACUGCUGUAGGAGAUGACAUGGACCAAGGAACAGCCUACAGCUACGAACUCCGAUAUUCCACCAACUUCUCUGAGGUACGGGACAACUUCGACAACAGUACCAGGGUCACUCAGGAUCAACUGGUAUAUGGGAACCUAUCCCAUAUCAAUCCAUCAGGAGUUAUUGAAAUUGUUACUGUCACCCUCCCAGAGAAGGGGGAAGAUAUCGUGUAUUACUUUGCUAUUCGGGCUUGGGAUGAGACUGGGAACGGAGGACAGUUGUCCAACAUUGCGUCCUUGUCGAUUCGUUUCAUUCCAUUACCUGUAACUUCCACAAUUGACCCUACCGUGCUUGCUACUGAUGCAGUGACAGAACUGACUACCAACCAAGGUACUCUAGAGACCACUGAGGAACCAACUGGACAAAAAAAUCAAGCCUUAAUCAUUGGUUUGUCUUGUGCACUAGGCGCAGUAUUCGUGGCGUGUGUCAGUUUAAUGUACAUCUGCUAUCUGAAGCACAGUCUCACCCAGGUGAAGCCUACCACACCGCCUGAAUCAACAUGGACACAGCAAGAUCUUCCUGAUACAGAGAUGGUACAACAGAAUCCUACCUAUGAUAAUUCUGCUCUAUAUACAGCUUGA
Messenger RNA from Strongylocentrotus purpuratus (purple sea urchin), 2990 nucleotides. RefSeq names its product calcium-activated chloride channel regulator 1-like. NCBI's taxonomy places the organism in Eukaryota, Metazoa, Echinodermata, Echinoidea, Camarodonta, Strongylocentrotidae. The transcript is spliced from 12 exons. Bases 42 to 2990 code for a protein of 982 amino acids. The record is from RefSeq and is a predicted model, not a curated record.